Drosophila teissieri is the source of this 3183-nucleotide messenger RNA. RefSeq lists its product as uncharacterized. Lineage: Eukaryota; Metazoa; Arthropoda; Insecta; Diptera; Drosophilidae. The record is from RefSeq and is a predicted model, not a curated record. The transcript is spliced from 6 exons. Bases 363 to 2894 code for a protein of 843 amino acids.
CCCUCGAAGAAGCAACAAGUUGGGCGCACGCAAACGGCACUCGCGACGAUCAUUGUGUUGGUUGGAAUAGACGACAUAUAUUAUUUUUUUUUGCAUUUUUUUUCUCAAGUUUUUUUUCUUAAACAUUUCUGCGGAUGACGAAGAGCCGCAUUAAUAUGUGUUUUAGUGCGUGCGAUCGUGAAAAGAAAAGAAGAGAGGCGAAAUAGUGCGGAGUGACCUAAGCGGUUUAUGUUAUUGAGAAAAUCGAUUGCCGAAACGAAAACGAAACUGUUAUAGCACAAAUAAACAAAAUACCAAAAUAAUAAGAGAAAAGUUUAGCUUAAGUGAAGGCAACGAGUGAAGACAAAGUGCAGAAAACCAAAAUGAAUUGGGAAUGGAUUACACUGGUCCUAGUCGGCAUCAUUGCUUCGUUUUCUGGCCAAGAUGCAUUAACCUAUCCGGAGCGCACCGAUCGUCUGCCCAUCUGGGGUGGCUAUUCCCAAAUUGGUGGGGCGCCGCUGGUGGAUGCCGCCCACCGGGAGAAUCGAGACAGCAGAGAGAACAGGGUGGACCUGUGCCAACACUGUUUCUGCACCAAUCUUAAGGCCAUCUGCGACUACCAGCUGAACAAAACGCUCCCAAACGAAUUUAACGACAAAUUAUUGGUGCCACUGAACAUCAAGUACAUUGAGGUGCGACUGACUGCUGGCACCCAGUUCGUGAUGUACGAGAACUUCUUCCAGGACAACCAGGUGAACUACUUUGGCGUGAUCGGAGUGGGGAAAGAUGACCAGGUGGAAAUAACCAGCAAUGCAUUUAGCCACAACAAAGGUGGCUAUCCCAGCAUCGAAAUACGAAAUGUAUUGCGCGUUUUUUUGCGCGAAAAGUUCCUGACAGGUGCGGAAUACAAGCUGCUGGUGGAGGAUGUUGCACAGCUGACCGUAUUCUCCAAUGCCCUGCAGAUGACCAAUCUGGACUGCUCCCUCAAGCGGAUCAAGCAGCUGAAUAUGAUGAAGAACGCUUUCAAUCCCGGCGUUGCCAAGUAUGGAAUAAAUCUCCGCGUCGAGGAUUCGUACAUCAAUCAGCUGGGUAUCUUCGGCGUGUCCAUGGGCAAGGUGAGCCUACUGCGCUGCCACAUCGACAUGAUCAUGAGCAACGCCUUCGAUGUCACCAGCAUCAAGGAGCUGAUCAUCGAGGGCUGCAAAAUCUCGGUGAUCGAGACGCAGGCGCUAACCAACAAAUUGCACAGCGACAAAGUGGCCAUUCUGGACACGGUGAUCGGUACGAUUGAGGGCCAGGCAAUCAGCCAGAGUGGUAUUACCACCAUGAUUAUGUUUGGAAAUACAAUCACAAGAAUACGUUCGAAUGCCAUUCAAAUAGCCGCCGUUAGUCUGUUCAUACGCAACAAUUCAAUGAGCCACGUGGAGCCCAAUUGGUUGAGUGUCAGCCAGGCCGAUCAAGUGGAGAUUGCCAAUAAUCGCUUCCAGGACUAUGGACGCUGUGAGCUGAACAUUGCCUCCUCGAACUGCAGUUUCCGCAACAAUGUACUGCAGAAUCCGCAAUCGGGCAGCCUCAAUUUCACCUGUCGCGUCCACCAGGUGCGCGUGGGCAACGAGUGCACGUGCAACAAGUCCUGGCUAUCGGAGCUAACCGAUCACGAUCUGGAAUCGGAGAUCAUGUGCCAGGUGGCUGAGCGCGAUGGUGACUGCUUCAAUGCCACCAAUACGAAUGUCCGCCGGUAUGUCAACGAGGCGUGUGGCAGCAAUGUGACCCGUUACUGUAUGGCUGGCCAGUGGCUGUCCAAGGCGGACAGUGAUCAGUUCAGCGACUCCAAAUUGACCAUCACAAUGAUAGCCUCUGCGAUUGCGAUUUCCACCCUGUUGCUUAUUACCAUUGUCUGGGUGGGUGCCAAGAUUUGGCGCAGUGGAUGUGGCACCGCUGGCGGUGGCAGGGCCACUGAUAAAUGCCUCAUCGAGGACGACAUUCGCGAACAACUGUACCGACAGGCAAUGGAACUGAGCGAGGGCAGUGCGGCGCGCAAGGGUAUACUGAAGCUGAUCAACGGUCAUCUGGGCAAGAAUGAGUGCCACGAACGGAUCUUCUUUGUCCUGGAGAAUAUGCCGCAAAAGUCGCAGCUGAUCGAACACCUGCUGCUUAAGCACAUAUCGCAGAGUCACCCGGCGACUCCUAGUGACACCAGUGACUCGAUGGGUGAGGCAUAUGCCAUGAACGGUUACAUUCCGAGUGUCAGGGACAGUGCCAUAGCCCAACAACCGCCACAACCCAGCGCGCCCAGUCCCAAUCCCAGUGAGGGCCGAUUCGAUGAUGAGCCCAUCUACCAGGAGCCGGAUCAGCCGCUCAUCUGCGGCGAAUACUCAUUGCCGCCGCAUUCCGCCGAGGAUCCGUACUCGGAGCCGUUCAAUGCGACGAAUACGAACGACAUGCCACCGGCAUAUCAAUAUGCCACGCCCAUGCGCAUCCUGACACGCCCACGGACACAGCAGCAGCCAUCGACGAUGGUCAGCUAUGCCACGCCCGUUUGGCGGUCCACUCCAAGUGCCACGCCCACCAGCCGCCCGCCCUCGGGAUCACAGGGCUCGGCCAGCGCCACAUCGCCAAGAGCUGUCAAGGAUCUGAGGCAGGCUCUACAGAACUCGCCACAGUUCCAUCCCAACCAGCUGACCUCAACGCGCAACCAAAGACAAAUCCUGCAGAUCCUGCCGCCGCUCCAGCCGCCGCCCUACAGCCAGAGGUCACUGGGUCACAAGGGUCAGCCGCGGAGGCGCAGCUUCGAGUGCCUCGAUGGCGCUGCCAGCCUGGCGGCCAUGGAGCACAUGGACUCCGGCUCGGAUCACUCCGGCGGCAGCGAUGUUACCGUCCAAAUCGCCGAUGUGAUCGACUACGCGGAUGCCUAAAAGUAUGCAGACUUCCCAAAUAUAUAUAGUAUUUUAUAUAUAUAACUACAAAUCUGCCACAACUGUCACAUCUGCCACCCACAAAGAAGAGUAAAGGAUGAGAUAAUGAUGAGAGGAAAAACAAAAAAUACCGAAAACACUAUGUGAUAAUCUCUGGAUAUGCGAUGUACUGAGGAGCGUUACGCAUAUGUUGAUAUAGCUUUACAGCUAGGGAGAACCGAUCGAGGAGAUAUAUGUACCAUAAGCUAGAUUAAGUGAAUUAAAUUUAAAUAAAAAGCCCGACCGACAA